This is a messenger RNA of Micromonas commoda, 1080 nucleotides long. RefSeq names its product inositol 1,3,4-trisphosphate 5/6-kinase. Gene Ontology annotation, molecular function: magnesium ion binding; ATP binding; inositol-1,3,4-trisphosphate 6-kinase activity. Gene Ontology annotation, cellular component: cytoplasm. The transcript has 5 exons. Gene Ontology annotation, biological process: inositol trisphosphate metabolic process. NCBI's taxonomy places the organism in Eukaryota, Viridiplantae, Chlorophyta, Mamiellophyceae, Mamiellales, Mamiellaceae. The record is from RefSeq and is a predicted model, not a curated record. The coding region runs from base 1 to 1080 and encodes 359 amino acids.
AUGGGGGAGCGCGUGGGCACAACCGUCGACGCGGCGGCGGCUCCGAGCAGGGGCGGUGAGGAAGUGCUCGUCGGCUACGCGCUGACAGAGAAGAAGCGCAGAAGCUUAUUUAGCCCUGAGCUCCUGGCGCACGCGAGGUCUCAAGGCGUAUACUUCGUGCCCAUCGAUCCUCGACUCCCAAUCGAGUCUCAGACUGGACACCCGUACGAUGUCAUACUGCAGAAGGUCCCCGCUAGUUCGCCGCAUAAGCGCCAGUGGGACGAACGCGUGGAGAAGUACGCGAGGGAGUUCACCAGCUGCCGUGUCGUCGACUUGCCAUCCGCGGUGCAAAAGAUCACGCAGCGCGAUACCAUGCUGGACGCCGUGGAUCAGGUGAAACACGCGUUCGAUCGGGGAGGCGCGGUGAACGACGAGGGGGAACCGAGUGGUCCGUCGGUACGCGCGCCGCGGCAGAUCGUGUGCGCGCCGGGAACGGCGGAGGAGGUCAGGCGGCAGGUUGACGCCGCGGGAUUACAGCUCCCGCUCCUGGCGAAGUCCAUUCGCGCGGAUGGCAGCAGCGACUCGCACAGGGUGGCCAUCAUCCACGACCAGGACGGUCUCGUCACGGUGGCAUCGGGAGGGGUUCCGGGGCUGGCGCCGCCGUGCGUCAUGCAGGAGUACGUGAACCACGGCGGCUGUCUGUUCAAGGUGUACGUGGUGGGCGACGUCGUGACCAGCACCAUCCGCCGGUCGCUUCCCGAUUUACGCGGCGCGAAGAAGAGCUCUCGGCGAAGGGCCAAGGCUUUCGACGGCGGCGAGGACGGCAGCUCCGAGUCGAACAGAGCCAUCAGGGAGAACGGGAGCAGGGACAACGGCGCCUUGAUUCAGCCCCCGGACGAGGGGUUCAUCAAGACCCUGGCAUUGGGGCUGAGGGACAACCUGAAGCUGCAGAUGUUCAACUUUGACAUGAUCAGGGCUGGCGGCGACAGCGACGAAUACCUCGUCGUGGACAUUAAUUACUUCCCGGGCAUCGCGAAGAUGCCCGGCUACAGCGACACGUUCUGCGACUUUUUACGGCGAGGCAAGGUGACGAAUCAGUGA